AUGUUGGUUGCAUUUUUCUCUUAUUCCCUUCCCCCACUGUCUUAUUUUACACGUGUAUUUGUUGCAAAGAUGAGGGUGGGGUGGACAACUCGCUCCCCAGUGAAGUCAAAAUGGAUAUGGGAACUUGAGCCGAGCAGGCUCCGCGCUAUCGACUUUUUUACCUACCGUCUCGGGCUUUUCAGCGAUCCCUCCACGAAGUGUACCAGGAAGGUCGCAGUCGACGGUAGCAACGGCAAAAUAAGCAAUAAAAAACGAAAUGCGAAUCGAUUAAACAAACUGUCUGAACCUUUGAGCCCUAUUCCGUCACCCUAUGGCGGGGAGCUUACGAAGGCGCACAAUACCGCAGGCGAUGGAUGCAGUAGGAUUUUCUCAUUCUCUCCCUUGAAGCUGAUGCAACGGAUGAUGCGCGAGUGGGAAGAAGAGCAGCGAGAGCUUUUGUCGCGAGAUGAAGAAAUCCUGGCAAGGGAAGAAGCGCAAAUGGCUUCUAUUAUGAAGCAUCCAUCCGCAUUGUUCGGGGAUGAAGCAGCGGUCCUGUACAAAUUUGGCAUGGGUGCCUUCGUUUCACCGAACGCACCGGGCUUCUCGGGAAUUUUUCGGCAGCAUUGGAAGGACUUUUUGGUCACGGAAAUGGUCUACGAUAGUGAGGGAGAAGAUGGCAAACCACUUUCCCGCGAGCUCGAUUGGACUAUUCCACCACUUCCUGAUUGUUUUCGUUCAGUUGAUGAAUCAGAUACCAAAUAUGUGCAUGGUGGCAGCACGGCUAGCGGUGAAAACCGCAUCAACAGUUUCUUUACCGUCGAUAUAGGAGGGCAGUUAAAACAAAUAAUGAAGGAAGAUAGCGGCGAGGGAGAUAGCAAAAGAACGGGGGUGGAACCCCUAACGGGUAAUCUGUCUGGCGCAGCCUCACGAAAUAAAUCUCGACUAGAGGGAAACGGCCAGGAUGAGGAUUCGAGCGAAUUUAGGACGGGGAAGUUUUACCUUCAGUGCUACCUCCGUAAGCAGCAUAUUGCACACAGCGUCGCGCUCUCCAACAUCGCUCAAACUCUUCGAAUGCACCCCUCCUGUAUAUCCGUAGCCGGUAUUAAGGACUACAUUGGGGACACGCUGCAAAGGGUCCGGUUGCAAAAUGUCACUCCAGCAUCAGCGCUAGAAGCAAAUCGUGUCUUCCGCAAGAAGAAGUGGGCAAUGACCCUUUCCGACUUCUCAUAUCAUACGGAACCACUAUUUCCUGGGCGGCUGUUCGGUAAUCACUUUAAAAUUGUCCUUCGAGAUGUGACGGUGCCAAAGACAUGCAUUCAACAGGCGGUGUACGAGCUCCAGACGCAUGGGUUCCCGAACUAUUACGGAUGCCAGCGGUUCUCGUGGUUUGGUGGGACUAAUGAUGCUGCUUUCGCUAUACUAAAUCAAAACUGGUUAGCUUUCGCGUUCCGCUUUCUCGGGUAUACCAGUCGUGAGCUGACACUCCGAGAACUGCUACAGCGUGAAAAAAAAUAUCCGAACCCAGUACAAGACGAGUAUCGUCGCAAUAUCGUACGGCGUCUUCGAUCCAUCGCAAUAGAACCCAGUGAAUUGGAUACGGCUCCAUUUCUUGCAUGUCCCUCCCUUGGUGCCCCGUUGACCGCUACCGAUGGUGGGCCCGUGAGCAAGAAGCAAGAGUUGAUACUUCUGCAGUUACAAGGUGCGUAUCUUGAUUUGAGCGUGAUGAGUCGGCGUCUCACAGCACAGCGUCUCUGUAGCUACUUGUGGAACCAAGUGCUAACACUUCGGCUUCACCACUUCGGUGGUAAAGAGGUUUUGGAAGGUGAUAUGGUUCUACCCGAGGUGCUGCGGCGUGUGCAAACCUCACCAGAAGAACGGACUGACUGGUACCGACAGGGUAUUCAUCUCGUUGAAACUGAGGAAGAAAGAGAGAGAACGUCCAUUAUGAAUGUUAUUCAUCCUGGUUUCUCCUUCAAUUCCAUGCGGUUGCCGCAGAACGCGGUAGGGGAGUAUUUUCUUCAGGUGUGUCAAAAGUACCACCUGGAAUGGCACAGCCGCCACUCGAGGUUGGGGAUUCACGACUUCUUUGAGCCACCGCGCCCUAUUAUUCGUAAACCAAUGAACCUGCGGUAUGACUACGACACUGAGUCAUGCAAGUUGACGCUUGAAUUUUCUCUUGAGCGUGGCAGCUACGCUAAUGUUGUUCUUACAGAGCUCAUGAAACAAGCUCGUUGUGUUGGUUCCUCUGAUAUUCUUACCCUUCCCGCUCCCGAUGCAAUGUGGGAGUUUGGAAACCGCGAUCCUGGAUACGUCACAUCCCUGCAAGACAUAUACGAAGGAUUUCAAGACGGUGUUGGGUUUGUGAAUGAGGAGCACGUCCUACCUUUUGUUGGGGAUGUCAAGCCGUGGGACUAUAAUACCGGGCCGCUCUUUCUACCGGAGAGUGCAGAUCCUGUGCGCAAAGCACAUCGUUGGGGAUCACGGCACCUGAUUCGGAAUAUGGCCCGCCGGGAACAAGAUGAGGAGGAAAUGAGGUUGCGACUAUUUGAGAAACCACUCGCCAAAACACUUAAAGAUGGCGAAGUGAGCUGUUACGCCGGGCACACAGUUCCCCUUCCACCCAAUGCUAAGGCGAAGAAAAUAUUCUUUAAAGUCCUCCGCCGGCAGCGUCGCUACCCCGGGGCACCCAAAACCACGCCACGUAUCAAACGCGGUGCAGAGGUUCAAAGGAGGGAAACGGCUCGUGUGCCGUUUAAAACCAUUAACAAGAAUACGUGGAACGUGACGUGGUGA
Molecule: messenger RNA, 2772 nt
Organism: Trypanosoma brucei brucei TREU927
Lineage: Eukaryota; Euglenozoa; Kinetoplastea; Trypanosomatida; Trypanosomatidae
Product: tRNA pseudouridine synthase, putative
Exons: 1
Coding region: 1-2772 (923 amino acids)
Biological process (GO): pseudouridine synthesis
Cellular component (GO): nucleus
Molecular function (GO): RNA binding; pseudouridine synthase activity
Source: RefSeq, a predicted model, not a curated record